Molecule: messenger RNA, 2457 nt
Organism: Pteropus alecto (black flying fox)
Lineage: Eukaryota; Metazoa; Chordata; Mammalia; Chiroptera; Pteropodidae
Gene: ARHGAP8
Product: Rho GTPase activating protein 8
Exons: 13
Coding region: 436-1833 (465 amino acids)
Biological process (GO): small GTPase-mediated signal transduction; negative regulation of endocytic recycling
Cellular component (GO): cytoplasm
Molecular function (GO): GTPase activator activity
Source: RefSeq, a predicted model, not a curated record
UUUGCACAUUCCUAAAAUGGAGAAAUGGAUCACAGGAAAGUGCCCGCCCCAGGCGUGGGUGCUGUGCCGAAGGCAGACCGCGGGACUCAGGGUGCCUCGGGUGCAAAGUGCGAGAGGCGUCUGAGCUCUCAUACUCCAACUCCAUCCCCGCCCACAAGGCGGAGCCACCUGUCCCGGCCCCGCCCCGGGCCCCGCGGAGACUUAGCGGGACCCCGGAGCGGCCGGGGCUCCGGGGAAAUACGUAGCGAAGGCCGGUCGGGGGCGGAGCGAGGGGCGGGGCCUGCGCGGGAGCUACGUCCGGGGCGGGGCCAGGUGAGUGGACCUCGGAGCUGAGCCCAGGUGAGGCGCCGGCAGGGCGUUGGAAGGACCCGUGCCUGGAUCCCCAAGAGGUGGCAUCGUGACAGUGUGCCUGGGCCACCUGCCCACCAGCAGAGCAUGUCCCGGCUGGACUUGGAGGAGUUGGCUGAAAUAGAGCUACAGAGAGAUGAGGAGGGGGCAGCCGCACUGGAUGCAGUGAGGAGACCCUCCGCGGUGCCCACGGCUGGCCAGGACCCUGCGCUGAGCAUGAAUCACCCCUUCUACGACGUGGCCAGACAUGGCAUCCUGCAGGUGGCAGGGAAGGACCACCUCGGGAGACGCGUCAUCACGUAUAGCUGUUGCCGGAUGCCCCCCUCCCACGAGCUCAACCACAGGCGUCUGCUGGAGUACCUGAAGUACACGCUGGACCAGCACGUGGCAAACGACUACAUCAUCGUCUACUUCCACUGCGGCCUGAGCAGCCAGAACAAGCCGUCCCUACGCUGGCUCCAGGACGCCUACCAGGAGUUCGACAGGAAGUACAAGAAGAACCUGAAGGCCCUCUACGUCGUGCACCCCACCAGCUUCAUCAAAGUCCUGUGGAACGUCUUCAAACCGCUGAUCAGUCACAAGUUUGGGAAAAAAGUCACCUAUUUCAACCAUCUGAGUGAGCUCCGUGAACACCUCCAAUGCGACCAGCUGGUCAUCCCCCCGGAAGUUCUGCGGUAUGACGAGAAGCUGCAGGACCUGCAAAGGGGCAGGCCGCUCCCCCCCGCCAAGACGCCACCACCGCGGCCCCCUCUGCCCACCCAGCAGUUUGGCGUCAGUCUGCAAUACCUCAAAGACAAAAAUCGAGGUGAACUCAUCCCCCCUGUGCUGAGGUUCACAGUGACAUACCUGAGAGAGAAAGGGCUCCGCUCGGAGGGCCUCUUCCGAAGAUCAGCCAGUGUCCAGACCGUCAGCGAGAUCCAGCGGCUGUACAACCAGGGGAAGCCCGUCAACUUUGACGACUAUGGGGACAUCCAGGUCCCUGCCACGAUCCUGAAGACCUUCCUGCGGGAGCUGCCCCAGCCGCUGCUGACCUUCAAGGCCUAUGAGCAAGUCCUCGGGAUCACCAGUGUGGAGAGCAGCCUGCGGGUGGCCUACUGCCGCCAGAUCCUGCAGGGCCUUCCGGAACACCAUCGUGCCGUCCUUGGCUACCUCGUGGGCUUCCUGCACGAGGUGUCCCGGGAGAGCAUUUUUAACAGAAUGAACAGCUCCAGCCUGGCCUGCGUCUUUGGGCCGAACUUAAUCUGGCCGUCCCAGGGGGCGGCUUCCCUGAGCUCCCUCGUGCCGCUGCACCUGUUCACCGAGCUGCUGAUCGAGCACCACGGGAAGGUCUUCAGCACCCAGGACGCCCGUGGGGAGCUGGGCGCCGGCUUGGCCGGGCCGGGAGAGCAGAGCGGCCCCUCGGCCGGAGGCCUCGCUGUGCCUACCGUGCCUCCGUCCCCCAGCCCGGGCCGGGAGACUCCGCGAGAGCUGGAAAUGUCACGCUGAGGUCUCCGUCUGUGUGCGCGUAAGCUGGCCAUUAAAUGAACUUCCAGGGACCCUGCCGGUGACAGUUCUGUGGUCCUGGGUCUUUGGCCCUUGCCCGUUGUUCCUGAGCUGUGGGCUGGGAUAAGACGAUGGAUGUGUUUGAAUCUGUUUGAACCCGAUGAGGCUUAACUGACAAUGGGAAUUUAUGGGCUGGGCCCUCGUGUUCGGCAUCUCUUGCUGCCGUGAUGCAGCUGUUUGUUCUAGCUCGCCAGCCAGUGGGUCGGCUGGGCGGUUCUGGUCUCGUCGGGGCUGCUGGGGAGACAGCUCGCCCGCGAGUGUCGCAUUUCGCUCUGAGGGGCCGGACGGGCGUGGCCCCGCGAUGCGGGCCGGGAGCAGGCACCAGUGCAGGUGGCUUCUUAGCUUUGGUUGCUGUCUUAUAUGCUCCCGCCCUGGUGGCCAAAGCCAGUCUCGUGGCCAAGGCCAGGGUCACCAUGGGCGGGCUCUGCGAAGUUAUUUGGCAAAGGGGGUGGCUGCAGGUAAGAUGGAAGAUUAGGCUGGUAGAGCCAUCGGCCCUCCCGAGGGCCGCAGGACGAGUAAUGACACCGAUCCGAUUAAAGUUUCGGAGCAGAGGAGAUGGAGCUGGGA